GUACACAUGAAUGCAUAAUCAGCGGCUUUUCCAUAAAAAUCAAAUUCAAGUACACCAAGGUUGUAAUCUACGAGAAGGUGCGCUGCUGAAAGAUCGCAAGUGAAAUGUAUCCCCCAGUCCAUGGCGUCUAACACCACUGCAAGCAGGUGCGACCAAUACGAUUGUUGUGAAUUUGUUUGAAGUACUUUUUUACUUGAUUGUGAUUUUAUGAGUACCUAAGAGAAGCUUCCAAGAUGCAGGACGAUCUGGCAGUCCACGUUAAAGAUUGCUGCAAAAACUAUGGGAGCAAGGAGGUCUUGAGAAAAUUAUGCAUGAAAGUCAACAGGGGCAUCAUAUAUGGAUUAUUGGGAGCAAGUGGUUGUGGAAAAACUACUUUGUUAAGUAGUAUCGUUGGAAGAAAAUCUAUAGAUUCUGGGGAAAUAUGGGUGUUGGGUGGUACCCCUGGAGCAAAAGGUAGUGGUGUUCCUGGACCGCUAGUCGGCUACAUGCCACAGGAUAUCGCACUUGUUGGAGAAUUUACAGUGAAAGAUGCGAUUUUCUAUUUUGGGAGAAUUUUGGAGAUGGAAGAUGAGCUUAUUGAGCAAAGGUUUUAUCACUUGAGUAAACUAUUGGAGCUACCUCCAGAAGAUAGGUAUAUCAAAAACUGCAGUGGUGGGCAGCAAAGAAGGGUUUCUUUUGCUUGUGCGAUGGUUCAUAUGCCCGAACUUUUGAUUCUAGAUGAGCCUACAGUUGGGGUGGACCCAGUAUUAAGAGAUAGGAUAUGGAAUUAUUUAGUAGAAAUAACGCAAAAAGAAAAUAUAGCUGUGAUAAUAACAACACAUUACAUCGAAGAAUGUAGGCAAGCACACAAAAUUGGUUUGAUGAGGGAAGGUAAACUAUUGGCAGAAGAAUCCCCAGCAAGACUAUUGACGUUAUUCCAAACGGAUUCGUUGGAAGAGGUUUUCCUGGUUUUGAGCAGGAGACAGGAGGAGGGCAGACUUGACGAACUAAAUCUAGACAGCGUGGCUGACGAACAAAACAACUCUGUGUUGCCUUACACCGGCUCUACAUCAACGGUGGCCACUUUUGAUAUCAGUCAUGGAUCCACAGAUGCAAUUACAACAAAGAAGCCAGCAAAAAUUGUCAAAACUUUGGGCACCAUAAGCAAAAAUAGAGUUAAGGCUUUGCUGGAUAAGAAUUGGAAGCAAUUUUACAGAAACAUAACUGGACUUUGCUUCAUAGUAGGAUUUCCGCUGAUACAAUGCAUGUGCUUUUUGCUGGCAGUGGGAGGCGACAUAAAGGACAUAAACUUGGCUGUAGUAAACGACGAAACGAUGACGAUUAAAUGCGAAAAUUUCAGCAAAAAUGGAACCGCAGUUCCGUACGAUUUUUCCUCGUGCCAUUUCGACAACCUAAGCUGCCGAUUUUUGACUUAUCUGGAAAAUCCGAUGAUCAACAUGGUCAAAUACGACACAAUCGACGAUGCUAUACAAGGUGUGCAAAAUGGAGAGGCAACAGGCGUAGUCUACAUGGCACAUAAUUUCACAAUGGCUUUGGAAAACAGAACGAAUUUGGGAAAAGAUUCUGAGGAUGACGUGCUAGACUUUAGCGAGAUUAAAGUAUGGAUGGAUAUGUCAAAUCGUCAAAUUGGCCAAACAAUGAAGUACAAAUUAUUGACGUUGUAUUUGGAUUUCCAGAAAGACGUUCUGGAGGAUUGUAAACUGAAUAAAAAACUGGCAGAUAUGCCCUUACAUUUCUUUGACGGAAUCUAUGGAAAAAGUACAGAGACGUUCACCGUUUUCAUGACGCCUGGAACCUUAGUGACUUUAAUUUUCUUUAUGGGCGCCAUUAUAACAUCUCAAAUAAUCAUCACAGAUAGAUGCGAGGGCGUGUGGGAUAGAUCCAUAGUGGCCGGGGUGUCUUCAAUAGAAAUUACCCUUACGCACUUUGCGCUACAAGCCUGUAUAGUUGUUUUGCACACGGUGGAACUGCUGGUUUUAACAUUCAACAUAUUUAGAAUGGACUAUAUUGGCCACAUGUGGGUUAUGGGUAUUAUUUUGUACACCCAGGGACUGUGUGGAAUGAGUUAUGGUUUUUGGAUAUCUGUUAUAAGUUACAAUCAUUCUAUGGCAAAUAUUUUGACAACUGGGACUUUUGUGCCAAUGAUUAUUAUUUGUGGUAUGGUUUGGCCUUUAGAGGGCAUGUCAUAUUACCUAAGAAUUGUGUCAAGAUGCCUUCCAUUCACAAUAGCCAUUGAAUCUGUGAGAAACGUGAUGAAGAAAGGCUGGGAAAUAACAGACUUUAAAGUUUACGAUGGAAUUUUAGUGGGCAUUUUUUGGACCUUACUGUUUGGAGUCCUCAGCGUUUAUUUGAUGAAGAAAAAACGAUAAUUUUAGAGGUAGUUUGUUUUAGGAGUAGAAAUUUAUGUAGAUAGUAUUUAUUUUUUAAAUAAAGCACCAAAAAUUGUACUAGUAUAGUUUUAAUAAAGUUAUUAUACUAC
This is a messenger RNA of Brassicogethes aeneus, 2479 nucleotides long. NCBI's taxonomy places the organism in Eukaryota, Metazoa, Arthropoda, Insecta, Coleoptera, Nitidulidae. The record is from the annotation of a GenBank genome assembly.